AUGUUUCCAACAAAGAAGAGUUGCUCUGCAGUGGCCCCGUUCUCUCUGCUCAAGAUGUACAGCUUCAUGGGAGGAGGCCUGUUCUGUGCUAUAGUGGGUAACAUCCUGCUGGUGGUCUCCACGGCCACUGACUACUGGAUGCAGUACCGUUUCUCUGGAAACUAUGCCCACCAGGGUCUGUGGAGGUACUGCAUGUCCAACAAGUGCUACAUGCAGACCGACAGCAUAGCCUACUGGAACGCCACCCGGGCAUUCAUGAUCCUCUCAGGGAUGUCGUGCUUCGCGGGGAUCAUCGCGGGGAUCAUGUCUUUCGCACACUUCUCCUCCUUUGAACGGUUCAACCGCUCCUUUGCUGCAGGAAUCAUGUUUUUCGUCUCCACUUUCUUUGUUCUGCUGGGUAUGGCCAUCUACACUGGAGUCACAAUCAACUUCCUGGGAAAGCGUUUUGGGGACUGGCGCUUCUCCUGGUCAUACAUACUGGGCUGGGUGGCCAUGCUUAUGACCUUCUUCGCAGGUAUUUUCUACAUAUGUGCCUACAGAAUGUGUGACUGUAGGAGAGGAACUGCUCCACGGUAAAAGAAAAACAGCUUGUUUAUCUUCUUAAAGAAGACACUGCCACUUUGAAUAGAAGGAAACUAGUAAGCACUGAUGCAGGUUUGACUGAUCUACUGAAGAUAUGAUGUCGUUGCUGCUCCUGGAGGCCUUAGACUGUCUGUUUUCUAAAAGUUACAUUAUUUCAAUAUGGAUUGUUUUCAAAGAAUAUACAUGUUGAUAGCACAGCGGGGGUAAAAACUCCAUCGGAAUAACCAUGUGUCUCAUUGUUACACGGUACUGGUUUUUAUUUAACUUCCUUUAUCAAAU
Molecule: messenger RNA, 861 nt
Organism: Pleuronectes platessa (European plaice)
Lineage: Eukaryota; Metazoa; Chordata; Actinopteri; Pleuronectiformes; Pleuronectidae
Product: lens fiber membrane intrinsic protein
Exons: 5
Coding region: 1-576 (191 amino acids)
Cellular component (GO): plasma membrane
Molecular function (GO): structural constituent of eye lens
Source: RefSeq, a predicted model, not a curated record